Messenger RNA from Cricetulus griseus (Chinese hamster), 427 nucleotides. NCBI's taxonomy places the organism in Eukaryota, Metazoa, Chordata, Mammalia, Rodentia, Cricetidae. The record is from RefSeq and is a predicted model, not a curated record.
UAGAAUUGUAUGGUGUAUAGAUUGUGUGGCAUGUGAAUUUCUAUGUUGGUAGAGCUGUUAAAAACCUGAAACAUGGCCGGGCUUUCCAUCUGCGUGGCAGAACGAUUCCUAGAUUCCUUGCCGCGGUCCUCUUGGACGAUCCCGUGGUCUGCAGCAGCCUCAGCCGCCUUCAGCUUCUGUGUGUGCCUCAGCAGCGUUUCCCAGUGUAGCCAGAGGAUGGUGGUCGGCGUGUUCGUCGCCUUGUCCUUGGGCUUUGUGGUGAAGAAGCAGCAGGAUAUGGUUAGAUUUCUGGAAGCCAACAAGAUAGAGUUCGAGGAAGUGGACAUCACCAUGUCGGAAGAACAGAGUCAGUAGAUGUACAAGAACAUUCUCCCUGAGAAGAAUCCUGUGCAGGGCAACCCUCUGCUACCUCAGAUAUUUAACGGCA